Messenger RNA from Trypanosoma rangeli, 582 nucleotides. RefSeq lists its product as uncharacterized. Lineage: Eukaryota; Euglenozoa; Kinetoplastea; Trypanosomatida; Trypanosomatidae. The record is from RefSeq and is a predicted model, not a curated record. The transcript has a single exon. The coding region runs from base 1 to 582 and encodes 193 amino acids.
AUGAACAUGAACGGGUUGCGGGCGCUUGCGCGUUGUGGUGCUCAGCGUGGCUUUAGGGGCUGCGUGAGCCGAGGGCCUCCACCGUGUGCACGUAGGUCUCUUGGUGCCUCCCUGUCGGUUUGCAUCACUUGUGUGCCUCACACGACACUCACUGCCCAGUCACGCACGCAGUUUGCACAGGUCCCCGGGAAGCGGGAUCAGGAGGCCUUUCUUUCGCAGUACAACCCACUUGAGGUGCUUGCUCUUGAGGAGUCGUGCACAGUGGAGGAAAUUGACGAAGCCUUCGAGCGAAUGAGUGCCAAGUAUGGCCCUAAUGGACCUUGUCCUGACGCGAAGCUGUUGGACCGUGUGUUCAGGGCGCAUGCAAUUCUUAAGGACCCCGGCUCACCGUACUACCUUCGUGCUCACUCCUCCGAUAGUGAACGACAGCGUCUUCAGUUUCAGCUUCUUCCAAAGUCAAAGCGUAGGCUAAUUGAGGUUCAAGUAGGAAUUUUAUUGCUGCUUUUAGUUGGGCUUGCAAUGCUGGUGCUUUCUCUGGUGCUGCGCCCGAUGAAGCGUUCAAUCCGUGCCGCAACGCGUUGA